GUUAAAAUAAAAAUGAAUCUUAAAUACAAUUACUUCAUCUUUGCCUGUGUAACAUGGCAGUUCACCGUCGUCUCAUCAGCGGAUCAUCUGCUGGAAGGUAUUUACUGUGGAAAGGAAAAUUGUUACGAAGUUCUCGGUGUUACAAGAGAAGCUACUAAAAAUGAGAUUGCUAAAAGCUAUAGACAGCUGGCCAAAAAAUUUCACCCUGAUUUACACAGAACACCCGAAACUAAAAAGGAGGCCGAAGAAAAGUUUAAAGAAAUAGCCACUGCGUACGAGAUCUUGCGCGAUGAUGAAGAAAGAUCUGACUAUGAUUACAUGUUGGACAACCCGCAGGAGUACUACGCUCACUACUACAGGUAUUACCGACGCCGUAUGGCACCGAAAGUCGACGUCAGAAUCGUGAUCGCCGUGACUAUAACCAUUAUAUCAAUCAUUCAGUACUACAGCGCGUGGUCCAAGUACGAUACCGCUAUUAAAUAUUUUAUGACAGUGCCAAAGUAUAGAAAUAAGGCUCUAGAAUUAGCAAAAACUGAAAUGAAAGAAGUUCAAUCAAAAAGUAAAGGCCCAAAGAAAUCAAAAGCUGAACAGAAAGUGGAACAAGAUAGACUUAUUAGGAAGGUGAUUGAGGAGAAAAUGGACAUCAAGGGAUCUUAUGCUAAGCCAGAGAUAGUAGACAUUCUGUGGGUACAACUCAUUAUCUUACCAUACACUGUUGCCUACUAUAUUUAUUGGUAUUUAAGGUGGUUCUGGAAUUUCACAUUAAUGAAGCGUCCAUAUGGUGAGGAGGAAAAGCUGUACUUAAUUAGAAAGUACAUGAAGCUUGGGCAGCAUCAGUUCAAUGCUAUAGAAGAUUCAGAGAAACAAGAGUUCUUAGAUGAAGAGCUCUGGAUAAAAGAAAACUUUAAAGUUUGGAAAGAAAUAAAAGAUGAGGAAGCUAAGAAAGCUUUAGCAGAGAAUAAUAAAUACAAACAGUACAGAAGGUACAUCAAACAACAUGGAGUUGGCAGAAUGACGUUUGAUGACUCAUAGCCGUGUGAUAGUGGAAAUACUUAUUUAAUAU
Messenger RNA from Spodoptera exigua (beet armyworm), 1063 nucleotides. The record is from the annotation of a GenBank genome assembly. Lineage: Eukaryota; Metazoa; Arthropoda; Insecta; Lepidoptera; Noctuidae.